AUGUCUCAAGAUGGCCCAGCCAACAAAGCUUUCAAAUGGACUUUCGCGGACCUAUUCUCGGUGUGGAUGGCUGCACUUGCGGCACUGGCCCUUGCACAACCAUGGCUCUUUGCGUGGGUGGGGCCCAAGACCAGCCGAUUUCUUCUGGUGACCUUAGUCUUCAUGAUGGGGAUGACUUCUCAGCCGGAGGACUUUAAAGCUUGUGUGGGAAAGGUGCGUCCAUUGCUCGUGAACUUCAUCGCAUGCUUCGGUGUCUUGCCCGCGGUUGCAGUGGGAAUUGGCCGUUCUUUGGACCUUAGACAGGACUUUUUGGUCGGCUUAGUGCUCAUGGGCGGCGUCAAUGGAGGAUCGGCAUCGAACCUCUUCACCCUGAUCGCCGGUGGAGAUGUCGCACUCUCUGUCCUCAUGACCAUCACCACAACGCUUGGGGCAGUUGUUUGCACUCCACUGGUGGCUGAAGUCUUUGUUGGUGCCAUUGUGCCAGUAGACUCCCUCGGGAUGCUGCAGUCAGCUGUGGAGAUGGUUCUAUUCCCAAUCCUUUGUGGUGUGGCCACACGAGCAGCCUUGCCUCAAACGACCCUGAGAUUGGAACCUCUCAUCCCGAACUUGGGACUCGGCACUGCACUUCCCUUGAUUGGGGGCGUCCUUGCAGGUAAUGCCCCUGCGAUUUUGAGCGCCGGACUUCGCUUACAUUUGGCGACCCUGGCCUUCCACCUUGCUGCAGGCCUUCUAGGCUACGCAGCUGCAGCCUUCACAGGCUCUGAUGAGCGAAUCUGUCGGACGGUUGCCAUUGAAGUGGCGAUGAAGAACAACAUCUUUGCAUGUUUGUUGGCCGCGGCCCACUUUGAGUCCAAGGCAGUGCAGAUUCCACCUGCUACUGCCUGCAUUUGGUGUCCGAUCGUUGCAGCUGCCAUGGCAAGCUACUGGAAGUCUUCCCUGCCACGAAAGGUCAGUGGGGACGCUGCAGGAGAUGCUUCAGCCUUCUUUCGCAUGGGCUGUGCCGUGGCCAGAAUUUCUGAACAGCAGAACCCUGGAAUAGUGAUCUUGGAGCCGUUGCUUCCAGACCUAUAUGCCAGCUGGCCGCGGUUGCUGGAUGUGGCAGAGACAGCCAGCAUCUUUGGUUUGCUGCCAAAAGGUCAGUUGGAUCAGGCUUGGAAGGCUGUUUUGGCUCCGGCCCACCGAGCGGCUCGAGCCUUGUGCGAUUCCAAAGCUGCCAAGCGCGCAGGACCGCUGCUGAGACUUACUUUGGAGCCAGCAAUGCUGUUGCAAUCAGGAUCCCUUGGCAGUGAAAGGCUGCGACUGGUUGUUCUGCCAGGAUUUUCUCUUCUUUGCUGGGCUUGCGCGCUGCAGUUGCCUCGUUUAGUGCGGUUGUGGCCGGCGCCAAGCAGCAGCCUUUUGGUCGAGACUCUGGAUGACCAGGAUGGUCAGAUCUUUCUGCGGAUUUGGCAUCCUCGAACUCAUCUUGAACUCCGACCCUCUUGGCACCAGGAGGAUGGUCCAAUUCCUUUGGAGCGUUUACAACAGGAGCUGGGACUGCAGGAGCCCCUCCGCGGCAAGACCGGAGCCUCCGGAGCCUCCGGGGUCACUGUGACUUGA
Durusdinium trenchii is the source of this 1596-nucleotide messenger RNA. Lineage: Eukaryota; Dinophyceae; Suessiales; Symbiodiniaceae. The record is from the annotation of a GenBank genome assembly.